Oncorhynchus gorbuscha (pink salmon) is the source of this 2181-nucleotide messenger RNA. RefSeq names its product neurotrophin receptor-interacting factor homolog. The coding region runs from base 212 to 1900 and encodes 562 amino acids. Gene Ontology annotation, cellular component: nucleus. The record is from RefSeq and is a predicted model, not a curated record. Lineage: Eukaryota; Metazoa; Chordata; Actinopteri; Salmoniformes; Salmonidae. The transcript has 6 exons.
UCUCUAAAGUGCAAACGAAAGUAAACAGUGACCAAGAGCAAUUUAUUUUCUAUUGUUAUUUAGACGAUUAUUAACGACAUGGAACUCAGAAUAUGACUAAUUUAACAGCAAAGCAUCACAUACUUACCCCCAUGUAAUAUUUCAUUCGCGUUGGAGAGGACUUGGUUGAUAUAUGUUAUCUAGGUAAGGCUAGUUACUUUACCUGCUAACAAUGGCUAACGUUACUAACUGUAUGGUUUUUCACACUCAAAUUGCCUCCAUCAUGGAGGUGCUAGCGAAUGCAGCCGUGGCAGAUAUCUGUAAACUCGUAGACGACGACUAUGCAGUGUUUCGUUUGGAAAUAACUCAUAGCCAGAAAGAAAACAGGGCAUUGAGGAGAAAACUACAGCUACUGGAACUGAAGUUGGAACAGGAGCGCGCAGAGAGGACAACGAGAGAGCGCGUCCUCGCCAGUCGUCCCAGUAGUGUCAAGAUCCUCGACCGAUACAGAGGAAUGGCAAGAGGACAUCUCACUGGAGGCCACAGGAGCUUUGUGAAGCCAGCGGGACACAACGUGUGGAGAAAUGACAAGCCCAUAGCUAUAGAUGAGGGGAGUGGAACCUCAAUGCAGAAUGUUAUUGUGAUAGAGUCUGCAGAUGUAGAGGCUGCAGGUCCUGGGGUCAAGCAGGAGAGGUCUGAAGGAGAGGAGGACCCACUGCAUAACAGAGACAUCCAAACUGGAGCAGCCGCCGGAGUAGCGCUUCCUGUAGUUCCGAAAGACCUCGCCGCCGCGCCCCAGGCCAGGACCAGACGCAGCAUCACAGAGGAGGAGAGUCUCGAGUUGCUGUUGGUGAAGGAGGAGGGUCUUGGGAACCCUGAGGGGACCAUGAUCACGGAGGACAACCAGACUACAUCUCCUCCUGAGCUGCACAGUACCACACAUAGUCUCACUGAGUCAGUAGACAUGGAGGAUGGGAAGCCUGAUCUGCUGCUGGUCAAAGAGGAGACAAUAGAAGACGAACCAGAGAGCAUUGACCUGCUGAGUGGAUUAAAGAUGGGGGAGCAAGGUGGUUGGCUGGAGGCUAACAGAGGAGACUGGGCAUCCAUCUUGGAUUCCCAGACUGGUGCAGCCACUGAGCAGGCAAGGACCAGAGGUGACAUAGUGGAGUCCUAUGGAUGGGACAGUGUCCUUAACUCUGGGCUGGGGAACAACGCUGUUAACCACAACCAGAAACAGACUGUCGAACACAAAACAACAACCAAACUUAGUAUCCAUGACAACAGACUGGCUGAGACCAGGGCGAGGCGUAGAUUUGGUCUGCGGGGACGAGGAGGUGUACAUAUGCAGCAGGAGGGAACAGAUACAGACUCGGCUAGCGACGCUCCGUCCUGCUCCUAUAGUUGUGAUUCAGAGAAACUGAUGGCGCCUCAGGUUAACUCCCUAACAGAUGCUGCUUUCAGCCUGCCUUCUAUAGGAUCUAUCAACUGGAACAUGGACCCUGCGACAACACAGACUCUCCCUGACCUUCAUCCUCCUCACACUCUCCUAAUGUUAAACCCGACCUCAGACAAUGCCAGUGCCUCAACACUAAAUGGCUACACAAGCCCAUUGGCAAAUAACAGUAGUAGUGACGCUAUCAGUAGAUCCGGUGGCAAAGAGAAGCGCUUUCUGUGUCCAUUCUGUGGGAAAGCCUUCAGUUUCCCAAAACAGGUGGAGAUCCACCAGAGGAUGCACACGGGGGAGAAACCGUUCGGCUGCCACCUGUGCCUGGCCAGUUUCUCCGACUCGUCCAACCUGAAGAGGCACCAGAGAGUUCACACAGGGGAGAAACCCUUCACCUGCCCCCAGUGUGAGAAGAAGUUUUCUCACCAGCACCAUCUGAAGAAGCACCUGAAGGUUCACACAGGAGAAAGGCUGUAGGCACUGCGAGAAGAGGUUCUCAGAGAGGAGCUACCUCAGGAUACACCAGAAGAAAAACCAUUCCACUCAAUAACAUCGAAAGAAGCCAUUCCACUCGAUAGCUUCCGACAUUUCAAUCAAACCCUGCAUUAAAGCUAGACUCAGCUAGAUGAUGUACAUGCACAAAGUAAACAACAGUAGUGGGUCAAUUUGCUCAACAACUAAGUGUGAGGCUUAACUUCUCUGCGGUUUUGGUACCACAGCUACCAUGUUGUAGCAACGUGAAGCGGACCCGUGUGCAU